UUUCACAGUCGAGAGUACAAAGCUGGGGACACUGAAUUUACCACUUCUCUCAAGGGUAUUUUUCAACCCCAUCCAAAAGGAUUUGGGGCUUUUCUCAGGUAAAACGGGUGUGUUACCAUGGCUGAAGAACAGAUGGACCUAGAAACCAGAAUCAUCCAGGACAUACACAGUAAAGAGAUUGAUUUGGUGAAUAGAGACCCAAAGCAUAUUAAUGAAGAUGUUGUCAAGGUGGACUUCGAAGAUGUGAUUGCUGAACCCGAGGGCACCUACAGCUUUGAUGGCGUCUGGAAGGUCAGCUACACUACCUUCACGGUCAGCAAGUAUUGGUGCUACCGCCUGAUCUCCACCCUGCUGGGUGUCCCACUGGCCCUCCUCUGGGGCUUCAUCUUUGCCUGCAUCUCCUUCUGCCACAUCUGGGCCGUGGUACCCUGCAUCAAGAGCUGCCUGAUUGAGAUGCAGUGCGUCAGCCGUAUCUAUUCCCUCUGUGUCCACACCUUCUGCCAUCCCGUCUUUGCUGCUUUUGGCCAAAUCUUCAGCAGUAUCAAAGUGGCCUUGAGAAAGGAGGCCUAGAUAAAGUUGGGGGAGAAAGGGGAAAAUAAAACCCGGGAGCCUGUUGGGGUGAGGGUGGGAGGGAGGGAAGAAAGGGAGAUGGAAUAUAAAGCUACAACUAGUUCUACAAUAACGCUCCAUGGGAAUUUCUACAGAUUUUAUUUUAUAGAGACUUGUUGCUCUUUCUGAAACAAGAAUGUGUAGAGAAAUGGAAGUGACAUAAUGACAUUUGAGCUCACUUGUCCUCAUUCUGUCCCUGUCUCCCAUCGUGGGAUCCCACAGCCAGGAUGAUGGCCAUUUGCUCAGAGGGCAGCUACUGUAUGAGUCUGGGCACUCAUUUGUACUGUAAUCUUAAAUCUUCACUGUUAUGGCAUGAAACCAGCCUCUUCCCAGCUGGGGUCAUUGUUUCCUGAAACCCUGUGAACCCCUGAAUUUUAGCAACAAUAAGCAAUCAUGAUUAACAGAUUGGAAUCUAAUAAAGGGUUUUGGCUACAGGGG
This is a messenger RNA of Antechinus flavipes (yellow-footed antechinus), 1047 nucleotides long. RefSeq names its product caveolin 3 (gene CAV3). The transcript has 2 exons. Gene Ontology annotation, molecular function: connexin binding; transmembrane transporter binding; molecular adaptor activity. Lineage: Eukaryota; Metazoa; Chordata; Mammalia; Dasyuromorphia; Dasyuridae. Bases 118 to 570 code for a protein of 150 amino acids. The record is from RefSeq and is a predicted model, not a curated record. Gene Ontology annotation, biological process: caveola assembly; regulation of membrane depolarization during cardiac muscle cell action potential. Gene Ontology annotation, cellular component: caveola.